Messenger RNA from Xenopus tropicalis (tropical clawed frog), 2331 nucleotides. It is a transcript of the gene map3k8, whose product is annotated as mitogen-activated protein kinase kinase kinase 8. The transcript has 8 exons. Gene Ontology annotation, molecular function: kinase activity; protein kinase activity; protein serine/threonine kinase activity. Lineage: Eukaryota; Metazoa; Chordata; Amphibia; Anura; Pipidae. The coding region runs from base 343 to 1788 and encodes 481 amino acids. Gene Ontology annotation, cellular component: cytoplasm. The record is from RefSeq and is a predicted model, not a curated record.
AGUCGCUGAGGCUGCUGGGAGUUUCUGUGUGAGUGCAGCAGGCAGAUAAGCGGCACAGAGAGUCUCCCCCGGGGAUAAGCAAAUGAGCAGCGGGGGUGUGGGGAUUUCCUCCCUGGGGGACACAGCGAGAGUUACACUGAGAGCUGCCACACUGCUCCUCUCCCUGGCACUGGCGGGGUUAAUAGAAUCUCCUGCUUUUCUUGUUGUUUCUCAUCAUUUCCAGGAAGAGCCGUGCCGCCGCUCAUGGAACCUCCCCGUUUUGGACUUUCCAGCCCUCAGUUCAGCAAGCGGCACAGUCGGAACAUGGGAGCCGUGUGAGGCAGCGGCGGAGCCGGGACAGCCAUGCCCGGGCACAAAGGUGCCUUCUUGGACAGCAGCACUGUAAUGGAGUUCAUGAGUACCACCAGUGACCAGAGGGACGAAACGGAGCUUUUGCUCACCUACCUGAAUGUAUCAGAUGUUGUUAACAUCAUGGAGAACUUUUAUCGAGAUGAGGAGGGCUGUACAGGGGGUGACAAACCCAUCCGGGAGUCACCUGAAGCCUAUGAAUGCGAGGAGAGGUCCGACUCUCUGUACCUCAGUGGCCAGGAACCGUCUCUUCUCUUAUCAGUCAAAUAUGGAAGCGACAGAGAGUUACUCAGUUUUGUAAAUCAGGUCACUGAUGCUACCAAGUAUUUGCAUGCCUGUCUGCAACAGGAAUGUGGAAUCAUAAUGAACAAGAUGCUGACUAUCAGAAGUGGUCGAUAUCAGGUAGACACAGACGUCCUGUUAUUUCCCUGGAAGAUGACUUAUAGGAACAUUGGUUCUGAUUUCAUACCUCGUGGAGCUUUUGGGAAAGUGCAUCUGGCACAAGAUUUGGAAACAAGGAAAAGAAUGGCAUGCAAGCUGAUCCCAGUGGAACACUUUAAGCCAACAGAGGUGGAAUUUCAAGUCCAGCUGCGCCAUGAGAAUAUCGCCGAGCUGUAUGGGGUCAUACUGUGCAACAACAUGGUCCAUCUUUAUAUGGAAGCCGGAGAAGGCGGAUCUGUUUUGGAAAAGCUGGAAAGCUGUGGCCCUUUGAGGGAAUUCGAAAUAAUUUGGGUCACCAAACAUAUUCUCAAGGGACUGGACUUUCUUCACUCCAAAAAUGUCAUCCACCAUGAUAUUAAACCCAGCAACAUUGUCUUCAUGUCAACCAAGGCAGUCUUAGUGGAUUUCGGACUGAGCAUUCAGAUGACUGGGGACCUGUAUUAUCCAAAGGAUCUGAGAGGGACUGAGAUCUACAUGAGUCCAGAAGUGGUUCUGUGCAGGGGGCAUUCAACCAAAGCUGAUAUAUACAGUAUGGGAGCCACUAUCAUUCACAUGCAGACUGGGUACCCUCCCUGGGUCAAAAGAUACCCGCGCUCAGCCUACCCUUCUUAUCUCUAUAUAAUACACAAACAGGCGCCUCCAUUGGAAGAUAUCGCUGAAGACUGCAGCCCUGCCAUGAAAGCCUUCCUGGCUGCAUUACUGGAGCGGAACCCGAAUCAGCGGCUGCCGGCUACAGAACUGCUAAAACAUGAAGCUCUGCACCCACCUCCUGAGGAUCAGCCUCGGUGCCAGAGCCUGGAUAGCGCCCUUUUCGAGAAAAAACGAUUACUGAAGAAAGAGCUGGAGCUACCAGAAAACAUUGCAGACUCUUCCAUUUACACAAGUGAAGAAUCAGAGCAGCUGAGGCGGCAACGAUCUCUCUCUGUUGACCUUGGAGCCCUGGCCGGCUACCUUAACAUCGUCCGUGGACCUCCAACUGUGGAUUAUGAUUGCCCCUAAAAGAGCAAGUCCAGGAGAUGCUUGUGUCUAUAGGGCUGUCUUUACUGAAGCAGCAGGAACUGCUCAGAACAUGAACCUAUCAAGCACCUCGGACCUUUAGUCACGAAAAAGGGGAGGGAACGGUAAUAUCCCUAAGUGUCCAAAGUUUCACGUGGGGUGGCAGAAUGUACUGACAUAUUCUGGGGGUCCUCAUGCUACUGACUGACCAAUGAGUCACUGAGAGUAUGCGAAUACUACUGGGGAUACCCUGUUGCUUCUGCCUAAUAGUUUAACUUCAAGAGUGAAUAACCAGUUAUCACUAAUAUAUGUGACAAAUACUGAUUCACAACUGCGCCCCUUUAACUACGUCUGAGGGAAAGGACUGGAUUCCAGUGAAAUGCGCCUCUUUGUUCUUCCGAUACGUAACAAUGUUUCGACAUGAUAUUCUGUACAUCCUGGUGGAUGAUUGUGUACGUUUGUAACGACAACUGCUCAUUAAACUCCAUUUUCGGAGGUUUCACACAGCCAGUGUAAAGCACAGUAACACUUUAGCUAUGAUAGAUA